This is a messenger RNA of Leucoraja erinaceus (little skate), 2916 nucleotides long. RefSeq names its product di-N-acetylchitobiase-like. Gene Ontology annotation, biological process: carbohydrate metabolic process; chitin catabolic process. Gene Ontology annotation, cellular component: extracellular region. The transcript is spliced from 4 exons. The coding region runs from base 823 to 1323 and encodes 166 amino acids. The record is from RefSeq and is a predicted model, not a curated record. Gene Ontology annotation, molecular function: chitinase activity. Lineage: Eukaryota; Metazoa; Chordata; Chondrichthyes; Rajiformes; Rajidae.
GUGCACCACAUGAACAGGCCUUUCGGCCUACAGUUCCUGUGCCAGAAAUGAUGCCAAGUUAAACCAAUCUCCUCUGUUUGUACAUGAUAUUCGUUGGAGCACAGGAGGCUGAGGGGUGAUCCUAUAGAGGUGCAUAAAAUCAUGAGGUGAAUAGAUAGGGUGAAUGCAGCGCUAUGGCGAGAGGAGCAAGAUUUAAUAGGAACCUGAGAGGCAGCUUAGUCACUUAGAGAGUGGGUAUGUGGAACGAGCUGCCAGAGGAGGGAGUUGUGGCAGAACAGCAUUUAAAUGAGACUUGAAUGGGUACAUGGAUAGGAAAGGUUUGGAGGGAUAUUGGCAAAAGGGACUGGCUGAGAUGGUGCAUCCAAGUUGAGCUUCUUCAAUGGCAAUUUAGUCUCUGCCUCCACCACCACCCCUGGCCGUACAUUCCAGGCACUCACCACCCUCUGUUAAAGAACUAGCCCCACACAUCUCCUUAAAUGUUGCCCUCUCAUUCCUAAAUCCAUGCCAUCUAGAUGUUUUGAUGUUUCCUCUCUGGGAGAAAGGUUCUGACUGUCUAUAAAACUGACUAUAAAACUCUGGUCCGACCGUGUGAAAGAGACAUUGUUGUUAUGGAUGAAGAAUGAGUGGAAACAAGAUGGGUGUAACUAGGGCUGGACCACUGAGGAAACACAACAGCUGAAACCCCUUCUUCCAUUUGUUCCCCAGAUCUCAUUUUAUGCUCCUUGGAAUUGUAACACCAGUACUACAGUUUGCUCUGCCAUUGUCUCAGCUUCCAAAUAUGCCGAUUAUGUACAUGUGACCUCGUUUGACGUGCAGAAGCAUAUGUGGACGGAUUGCUUUGCAAAGGCAGAUGCUCCCUAUCACAAGACCCUGACAGGAAUCUCCAGUUAUAUCAAAAAGGGCCUUCAUUCCAAGAAGAUAAUAUUGACUGUUCCAUGGUUCGGUUAUGAUUAUAUUUGCAAUCGCUUUAUUGAGGCAGGUAGAUGUGAAUUACAAAAGAUAGCUUUUGAAGGAGCGCCCUGCAGUAAUAUCGAUGUACCCAGGAUCUCGUACAGAGAAAUCAUGGAACUUUUGCCCAAGUCAAUCUCCGGCAGGAUUUGGGAUGACGACCUGAAAGCCCCAUUUUUUGUCUACAAGAAAGAUAAUGUGUUCCACGAGGUCUGGUACGACGAUCCAGAGAGCAUUUCCUGGAGGACGACUUUCUUGAAGAAGUUCAAGCUGGGAGGCAUUGCCAUUUGGAAUGCAGAGCUUGUGGACUAUAGUUCUGAUCCUAUUGCUGCGAUGAAAACUGAAGAGAUGUGGAACGCUCUCUGCCCUCCCUGAGAGAAACGCCAAGCUUACGGUCAUUUCAUUGUCAUCAAAUGUGACCAUUACACUUUGCAAUUAAACCUGGCUUUGAGUGAGCUAACACGGAACACACACACAAUUAAAAUAUUCAUGCCGAUCUGGAGAUUAAUGCUUUGUCUAAAGAAGGAAUUAUUUUCCACUGAAUAAAAACAAUAUAACUACAUAACUCAUCUCUUCCCAACCAAACUCCCUCCUCCCCAGGUACCUUUCCCUGAAAAUGUAGAAGAUGCAACACCUGUCGCUAUACCUCCUCCCUCGACUCUGUUCAGAGACCCUGACAGACCUUUCAGGUUAGGCAGAGCUUCACGUGCAUCUCCUCUGACCUCAUCUACUGCAUCCGUUGUUCAAGAUGUGGACUCUUAUACAUUGGCGAGACUGAACGCAGACUGGGCAAUCGUUUUGCUGAACACCUUCGCUCAGCUCGCGUGAACCCAUUUGAUCUCCCGGUUGCUGGACACUUUGAUUCACCUUCCCAUUCUUAUCUUUCUGUCCUCAGUCUCCUCCAUUGUCAGAGUGAGGCUACACACAAAUUGGCGGAACAGCACCUCAUAUUUCGUUUGAGUAGCUUACAGCCCAGAGGUAUAAAAAUUGAUUUAUCUCACUUCAAGUAGUCCUGACAUUCCCUCUCUCUAUCCCUCCCCCACCGAAGCAGCAACAUUUCUAGUGUUCACCCAUAACAAAGAGGUAAAAAAGGCCUGUUUAUUGUAUCAUCGUUAUUUUUUUGCAUAUCUUUCAUUCAUUGUUCUUUAUCUCUCGACAUCAUCGAAUAUAUUUGUUGUUUCCCUUAUCCGUAACCAGUCUGUAGAAGGGUCUCGACCUGAAAAGUUACCAAUUCCUUCUCGCCAGAGAUGCUGCCUGUCCCGCUGAGUUGCCCCUGCUUUUUGUUUCUAUCUUCUAUUUAACUUUAGUUUAGUUUAGUUUAUUAUUGUCGUGUGUACGGAGAAACAGUGAAAAGCUGUUUGUUUCAUACUAUCCAGUCAGUGAAAAGACUACACAUGAUUACAAUCAACCAGUUCACAUUAUACACUCACAAGAUAAAGGGUACAAUGAUUAGUGCAAGAUAAAGUCCAAUUAAAGUUAUUUCAAAUGUCUCCAAUGACAUGGAUGGGAGGUUAGGAUCACGCUACAGUUGGUGAUAGGGUGGUUCAGUUGCCUGAUAACAGCUGGGAAGAAAUUGUGUGGGAAGGAACUGCAGGUGCUAGCUUAAACCAAUGAUAGACACAAAAUGCUGGAGUAACUCAGCGGGACAGGCAGCAUCCCUGAAGAGAAGGAAUGGAUGACGUUUUAGGUCGAGACCCUUCUUCAGGCAAAGUCACAAGAAAGGGAAACGAGAAAUAUAGACGAUGAUGUAGAGAGAUACCUUCGGCCCAACCUGUUCAUGCCGAAUAAUACACCCCACCGACUUCCUGGCCUACUUGGCCUCCCCCUGCAGCUGGGCAGAAUUUCUCAGUGUUUAAGUUCUGAAGCUAAUCAGAUUCAAAGAUAGCAAUCUGAAAUAAAAAGAGAUAAUGAUUUAAAAACUCUGUUCUGAUGAAGUGUUUCUGAUCUAACCAUAUAACCAUAUAACAA